Molecule: messenger RNA, 4700 nt
Organism: Megachile rotundata (alfalfa leafcutting bee)
Lineage: Eukaryota; Metazoa; Arthropoda; Insecta; Hymenoptera; Megachilidae
Gene: MCU
Product: mitochondrial calcium uniporter
Biological process (GO): mitochondrial calcium ion homeostasis; calcium import into the mitochondrion
Cellular component (GO): uniplex complex
Molecular function (GO): calcium channel activity; uniporter activity
Source: RefSeq, a predicted model, not a curated record
CAGGAGAAAUUGAUGUGGUGAAGCUUUUGUGUUCCUGAGAUUACAUUAUCGAAAUACUACACAUUUGGGGAGGUUAUUACGAGUAUGUGACAAUCGUUUCAAAUUCCACGCGCGCGCAUUUGUAUCAUAGUUCAUGUUAGACAGUUUAAUUAUCAAUCGAUUUUAUGUCAAAAUGGCAGGGGUCAUUCGAUAAAUGAAAGGCCAAAUAUAAUUCUAAGAGACAAAUUAGAAUGUAUGCGUAGAGAAGUAUCGUUUCUGUUAUUUAUUUCUAUAUCCUCAUAUAUAUUUAACGUUAAUAAUAAAAAGCAUUCAUAUUAUAGUAGUAUUUGAAGAGGAUUAUUUCUGAUAUGUGAAAAAGAAUACGUGGUGGCGAUUCAAAUAUUCGAAAUGUGCCGCGCAGAUUGAAAGUCGAGCGCUGAUAGGUCGCGAUGCCGGCAGCCAAUGGGAAGCAGCGUUGCUAGGUCCGCGCAUGUCAUGCCAUUGGCCGUCGCAAGGUCGGGGUCUCGAGCCGCAGGGACGAGCCGGCAAGCGAUGCGGCCCGUCGUCGACGUAGGUAGUCGUUCGAGGACGGUCGUUGGUGUCUCAGUGUUUGGUGUAAGUGACCCGUGACAAAGAAAGGUUGUACGAGGUGCUCGUUCGACCAGUGUCUCGUUUCUGACAGAAGAAACAGGAGGAUGGCUACGGUAUGCUGUCGCGCUCUUUACGCCGUCAGAUGGUACGAGGUGUCCCGCGUGUUGAGUGUUUCCUCCACCUUGGUGACAACAAAAAACUACCGGAACGAGACAUGGUGCAAAAGGUGGUGGCACAUUUCCCAGAGGAAUCUGUUCCUGACGACGAGCUGUUUCGCUCCCGGGUUGAGUCCAAUUUUGGCGAAAGAGGUGGAGGGUUCGAAGACUAAAACCGUAUCGAAGGAUUUGAAACCGUCGAGAUUGUCUCAGGACGACAAGGCGCCUAAGAGUUUGGACGCUCAAAACGCGGUGGAUACCGUUGCAGAUGUAACCGUGACCUACCAUCGAGGAUUACCCAGGAUCACGGUACCUUUGCCAUCCAGACAGGACCAAUGCGUUUUCACGCUGAAACCGAUAACCCACACUGUGGGCGACUUCCUCCGGUUAUUGAAAAGGGAAGAUCGCGGAAUCGAUCGUGCUAUCGUUACGUCCAUCGAUGGUGUCAGGAUAGGCUCCAAUAACACGAUCGAGUCGUUACUAGAAGACGACUUUCGACUGAUCAUUAACAACAACGAAUAUCUUGUUCAACCACCUUUGCAUCAGACGUACACCAUGGAUAAUAUGCAAAAGCUGUCGGACGUCCAAACGUUAGUCUGCCAGUUGUACGAGGCGUUUCAUGUGCGAGAACAUUAUGCUGACAUGGAGAAGCAAGUAUUAGCCGAAUUAGAGGCGGUCAGGUUGGAACUGGAACCUCUGGAACAGCAAUUGCAAGAAUUGGAGACCACAGCUACGAGGAAGGCAAACAUAUUCAUCUGGGUGUGUCUAGUCCUGAUGUCUGUUCAGUUCAGCGGCCUAGCAAGAUUAACCUGGUGGGAAUAUUCGUGGGAUAUUAUGGAGCCGGUUACGUACUUUGUUACAUAUGGCACAACGAUGGCCUGCUUCAUCUAUUUCCUCUUAACUAAACAAGAAUACAUGCUGCCCGACGUAUUAAACAGACGUCGCCUCAUCGCCCUCCACAAGAGAGCAAAGCAACUGGGACUCGACCUGAACCAUUACAACAGUUUAAAGGACCGAGCUUACGAGCUCGAAACUACCCUGAAGAUCAUCCGUGGACCUCUGUACGAUCACAAGAAUAAGAUAGAACAGAAGAAAAGAGAAAGGUCGAGUUCGAGCAGCAGCAGUUCUUCAAGAUCACCGAGUUCCUCGCCUAGUCCAAGUCCUAGUCCGGAAAGAAGUCUUCCUAAAAAAGGAAUGUUUCCUGAGAAAGACACGUCCAAGAAACCGGUUAACGAGGAAACGCGAUUUAGCUCAAACAGGACGCACAAAGAACCUAGGGAUUAUUGAUCGCUAAAGCUUUAAAAGAGAUAUCUUGCUGCGGAAGAUCUGAAAGAUUCGAUCGUAUCUUUUUUUUCUUCGACAAGACUCAGGGCGUUUAUCGAAUGACAUUUGUAUGUAAGAAAGUUAAGUAAGGUAACGAAAAGGAGAGGAAAGGUUUACUUUCGUUCGCGUGGAAUGGGACGCAGAUGAUUAAAUCCUCGACGGAGUCUUCCAAGUAGUACGACGAUACUCCUAAUCAACGACUAUGUGUAUAGUAAACGUUUGCCUGAUGCUCAAUGUUGUUGACCGCUGUGCAUUUGGAAGACCUCGAUCAAAGAUGUGUACAUACCACAAUUUUCUACGCACUAUCUUUGACUAACGCGCUAGCGAAUUGAUGAAUUAAGGAACUAAGAUGACGUUGCUAGAUCGUGUUUCUUUGUGCAAUCUCGACGCAUACAGGAUAAUUCACUGAAACUAUCUAAUCAAAACGAACUAAAUGUAAAGCUAACCUCGAAUUCUACGAAUUCGCAUUUUUAUUUAUUUCACUCAUAUUGUACAUUUCUUUUCAUCUAAACGUAGUACUAAGUUUUUACGGGAAUUUUGUCAACGAUAUAAAUGUUUCGUGUUUGGUGAGUGAUCCUGUACUUGGUUGUAAGUCUCAAAAUAUUUGUGAUAAUUUAAUGUUUGUUAUACCGGCGUAACUAGUUAGGAAACGUUACCAAAUUUCCAAAUCACUGACUCCCCAAAUUGUAAAGCUAAGAUCGCUCCGCUUCGAACGAAAAUCCCAGUUACGCCAAUGGUUCAUUAGUUUUAAAUUAAUCCUCGUAAUUCUCGCACAACUACAGUUUUAAAGACAAGCGUAUUUUAAGAUAAAUCGACAGUUAAAUCUCAAAGGUUUUAUUUAGGGAAUAAUUUUACAGUUCAUCAUAUUGCGACAUUAUUUUUUCUACGACAGAUCUACAAUGUUUAUGUAAAUAUACAUUUUUUUAUCUGGCAAGAUCAACGAAUCUUCUUCAUCUAAUAGACGAGGUACAAUGUACUUAACUUUUAUUUCAAGUGACUAUUAUUGUACAUAUUCAUUGUUUCGAGGAAGAAACGAUGUACUUAUGAAAUAACGUAACAGAUUGAUUUUAAUCAUUUAAUACAAUAGUUUCGACCGUACAGUCUACUUUACUCCAACUUCCCGUUUCUUCGAAUAUUCUGUUAGCAACUUUUGCGAGAAAUAAAAGAAUGUUACGAUAGCCGCAUCGCUAAGAUCGUUCGGGAAGUUUACUUCGAGAUAAGAUUUUAGCAGUCGAUACUUACAACAAGAAUUCAAUCCAUUUAUCUUGUUCUUGUUAACUAGUGAGGAUACGAUUAAAGUUUGUGCACCGGUACAAAUAGAACUUUAGCACUUUCGAAUCAAACUAUAUUACUACUGUUACACUUUAGAAUAUCACUCACGAAAGUAUCUUGCAUAGGAUUAUAAAAUAGAUUUCUAGGCUCUCUAAGAAAUUUUCUCUCGCUUGCAUAAAAAUCCCUUAUCCGUCCGUUCGAAAAAUAUUGUACGUUUUCUAUUCUAUUGUAAUCUUAAGUCUUUAUCAUUUCUUGUCGCAGCGACAUGAGGUAAUUCGAGUCCUUUCGUGCUUGCACCAGUAUUGUAAAUUAUGACUUAAAAAUUCGUCAUUCUAUUUAUUACACGGUAACGUAUGUAACGUAGACAUUUUGCCGUACUAUGAAAUGUAUCUCGACAAGUCUUACUAGUCGAUGGUGGAGUAGAGAAAUCGCGUUUAGAGGUAUACCGACAGUGUAUUAAGCUAACAACGAAUCAGUUAGUUCGUUGCGCACGAUAUUAAACACGAUUUCAGGGCACAGAAAUUAAAAACGUGUCGCUUCGUCGCAUUUCCCCUUUCGACAAUCGCUUGAUUAAAGUAAUCUAGUGCCAAUAUUUUAAAUCGUUCUUUCUACGAUUCGCUAAAAGUGAUUUCAACGUUUGUGUAAAUCGGCUCGAAAUUGAAGAAGAAGAAUACGCGACGUUGUUACGUGUAUCCUGUGUACAUGGGACACGAUUGGUGAUAAUAUAAUUAUAAUAUCCGCUUCCCCAAAAAUCAAUUUCUUGUCCUCGCAAAAUGCAGUUUCUUCUGAAAUAUUUUUUACGAUCUUUAAAAAAGAUUUCGUAUACAAGUUUUUUGUACAUAUACAAAAAGAUAUAUAUCGUAUACAUAUAAAUAAUACGUGUAUGAUUAUUUUGUGAAUGUUCUUGUUGCGUCGUUUCCUCGAAGCUUUAUGAAGAAACGCCUACCUCCCUCGGUCGACGAUAGAGAAGAUAAUCUUAUUAAACUUGUUCGCGUUUUUUAAUAUCUAUGUAUAUACGUUGUUACGAUUUAUUUCGAUAUGCUAUGUAACAAAUUGAUCGAGCGAACGAGACUCGAGACUGUACUUCUUCCUAAUUGUGACACUCGCCGAGUUUAAUGUAAAAUAUGGUGUAUUGUAACUGACGCGAUUUUCGAUAUACUUGCGCACAUCGUAGCUUUUUAAUGUUUUUAUGAACUCUGUUGAUUGAGUUCGAGUCUCGAGAUGCAUAGGUUUCGUUCAAAACUAUUCAAUGUACAUACACGAUACCCAAAUGGAUGCAUAAAUGAAUAUACAACAAUGCGUUGUGCUGUGAUUUACGCCCAUGUAUCUUAGUUAUACAUAAAACAAAUACAAUUUGAAAUAAAGUGAACCGUAGACAAA